AUGGACGUAGAACUUAGAUUGGAUCAGGAGGUUCUAGAGGAGCUUCGGGAGGAGAUAGCGCGUGUGGGUGUUCAAUCACAGCGUCCAGACUACUUGGUGGGUUGCGACCGAUUGGAACCGCUGUUGAACUUUUACGGGAGUUCGUUGCAGAAGCCGAAGCGUGAACGGGAGCAGCCGAUGUUCAUUGCCUACAAGGUCUCUCCGUCCUCGGAUUUGACUAGUCCGAAAUCCGUCAGUCCGAAGCCUGCGAGUCCCAAGCCUGGGCGUAUCAACAUUUCCGGCAGCUUGCGAGUCGAACCGCCCCCUUCUAACAAGACUCAGGAUGGUGGCAAGACUCAGGAUGGUGGCAAGACUCAGGAUGGUGGCAAGACACAGGAUGGUGGCAAGACUCAGGAUGAUGGCAAGACUCAGGAGGGAGGUAAAACCGAUGGUGGCCAGACCGAGGUAGGGGGCAGUGUCUACGUGCCCACUCCUCGUCCCGAGUAUGAGACGCCGGCGGAAGAUGCCAAUCCGUUGAUUGUGCACAUCAAGCCGGACGAAAAGCUACGACUGCCACUCGAUCGCUUGGCCUCGCCCUCGAGUGUGCCCCUGACCCGACUCGGUCCCGGUAGCUUCAGUGAACGCAAGGUUCACCGCACGGGAAGCACGCAGCGGGACGAAGAAGGCAACGUCAUUCUCAGUGCCCGCAUAGAAAACGGCCGCAUAGAAAACGGUCGGAUCCAAAGAGGUCGGAGCAAUGCCCAAAUCAAAGCAGAAUUACGCAGCGUAAGCGCCAGCCCGAGAGAAGUACCCAAAGGACCCGUAGUACAGGAAGUAUGUGACGAUAUUUUUGUAGUCUACCGAGUAGGCUGA
This is a messenger RNA of Gregarina niphandrodes, 852 nucleotides long. RefSeq lists its product as hypothetical. Bases 1 to 852 code for a protein of 283 amino acids. The transcript has a single exon. The record is from RefSeq and is a predicted model, not a curated record. Lineage: Eukaryota; Apicomplexa; Conoidasida; Eugregarinorida; Gregarinidae.